Messenger RNA from Rhizoctonia solani, 990 nucleotides. RefSeq lists its product as uncharacterized. Bases 1 to 990 code for a protein of 329 amino acids. Lineage: Eukaryota; Fungi; Basidiomycota; Agaricomycetes; Cantharellales; Ceratobasidiaceae. The record is from RefSeq and is a predicted model, not a curated record. The transcript has 4 exons.
AUGAUUGGACCAGCUAUACCAGCACAUAUACUCAAGGGAACCAAAAGUACAGAAGACAGUGAAGAGGAGACAGGGCCUAUGCCAGCAGCUGGGCCCAGCUCGCCGCCCAAGAGUACAACACCGCCUGCCGUUACUAUUGCAGGACCCGCAAUUCCUGAACACCUAUUGAAACGCCCCGAAACAAUUCAGCAAAAUCAAGGUGACGAUGAAGACGAAGAUGACGAUGCAUUCAUGCCUGCGCUUCCCCCAGACAUCGCCGGGACCUCUAAGCCAACUCCCCGACAAAUAGGACCAACACUUCCCUCCAGACCACCCCCAGACGAUUCAGAAAGCGAUGACGAUUACGGACCUAUGCCACUACCAGCAGGUCUAUCUUCUAAUGAUGACAACGAUGGUGUAAGAGAGUUUAUAGAGCGGGAAAAGAGGAGACAGGAAAAUAUCGAGGCAUGUCGCGGCGAAGCGAAAAAGCCCAAGGCACUAAAGCGCGAUGAUUGGAUGUUGGCGCCGCCCACUUCAAGCGACUUGUUCAGUUCACUUGACCCAACAAAGCUGAAGAAUCGGCAAUUCUCUCGCUCUACCAACGACAAAAAGGCAGCUGCGUCAAAUCUUUGGACCGAAACCCCUGCAGAGCGACAACAACGCUUGGCGGACGAAGUUUCGGGUAAACGAAAGCGUGCUGAAGAUGCAGCCGCCCAGGGAGUCAGUGCUACAGCUGACGACGAGGAUGUAGCCAAGAGGAGGAAACGGGACCGCGAGUUGAGGGAGCAGAUUGAAGCGCACAAUAAAUCUUCUCGAGGCAAGUCGCUUGUCGAGCUGCACACUCCAGCAACCAAAGACCCAAACGAAGCUCCCCCUGGUAUCUGGGAUCAUUCGCGAGACAUGGGUCUGACAGGGCGCCUCAUGGACGAGAGCUCGCGGCAAAAAAUGCUCAAGGACGCAAAGGGGUUAGGAGAUCGUUUCGGGCACAGUCGGAGCGGUGGAUUCUUGUGA